UCUGAGGGAAUGACACGGGUAGGGAAAGUGGAUUUACAGAGUGAUAUCUUAGAUGAAAGUGCAGAAAAAUCUGACUGACUGGACGUCGACCCGAUAAAUCCCAUAAGUGCUGAUAAAACUGAGGCAAAACUAGUGUUUGAUCAGUCCGGGUCAUAGGUUAAAUCUGAUCUCGGCAGUAACUUAAGACAGUCAAAAGAAGACAGGCAUGGAGACUGAAAAAGAGCGUUUCUGUUUGAUGGAAGAUAAAAGUGCUCUUGGUCAACCGAAGACCCCGAACAUUUCUCCAGAGAGUAAUGGUCGUAGCAUCUCAGUGCAUGUACUGGAAUUUAAAGCAAGUCUUUUGGAAGCAGUUGAGGAGUUACAUAUACGUCGGGAUGCUGAAACCCGAUAUGAAGAGCAGAUUUGUAAACUUAUGCUGGAGAACCCAGAGUUAGAAUGGGAGAAGGAGUCUUUACAAAAUCAGAUCUCUAAAAUGUCAAAUGAGAAUUCGGAGUCACUUGCUGCUGUAAAAAAGCAGUUUCAGGCCCAAAUCAGAGGACUUGAGGGAGAAAAGGGGAAAAUCCAGCUUGCUGCUGAACUCAAGGACAAAGAGAUCACAAGCCUCAAAGAAGAACUAAAAUCGCUGCAGUUGCUCAGGUACAGUUUGGAGAAGAAAUUAGCCGAGCUGGAGCAGAAGUUGCAGUUGCAGACGCAGUUAAAAGACAGCCACCUGAAUCAACUGGGAGAGGUGGAGAGGCGCUUUGUCGCCGUAUCCAGACAGUGCACCGCGUUCAAACAGGCCCACGAGCAACUCGAACAGAAUGUUGAAGAGGCCAUGCGGAUUAAUAAAAAGCUCACAUCCAUCAAUGAAAAACAAGAAUCUACUAUUAAAGCCUUAAAAGAGGAUCUGGAGAGACUUAACAAAGAGCUGGCAGCAUUAAAAGUGUCAUCAGUCCGCAGACCUGGAGAAGAGCAUCUACAACAUGUUUUGAAAGAACAACAGCUUCAGCAAUUUCAACAAAGGCUCUUUGUGGAAACCGAACUUAACAAGAAACUGAGAAAUGAAACUGCCACAGAGAGGGAAGAGAAGCAGGAGGUUCUGAGAUCCCUCCAGCAUACUCAGCGUUUGCUACAGACACAGACAGAAGCUCUGAGCCAAGCAGAACAGGAACUCAUCACUCUCCGAGAGGAAUAUAAGCUCCUUAAAGCAGAACACGAAUUGGACCAGGAGAGGACCAGAGAAGACCAGGAAAGAUUCACUCGGCUAAAAGACGAGUUCCAAAAUUCAAAGCUUGAUUGUGAGAAAAAGAUGUUGCUGUUGCAAAAGACAUCAGAGGCGGAUCAAGUUGAGCUGAAAGCUGUGAAAGAGGCUUAUAAUCUGCUUCAGGAGGAGAAUAAACUGCUGUCUGCUUCUGUAGAUCAUAACAUUGAAGAUAUUCAGGACUCUGAGAUUAAUUUGGAAGAUCAAGCUCUGGUAAAUAGAACAAUUACUGAUAGUUUUUACAAAAAUGAGUCUUUGGAAAUCAAGGAGGGUUUGAAUAGUGAUGAUGGUGAACCAGCGAGACGCUUUCCAGAUGAAAGCUCUGCUGACUGUCAGAGGAAUAAAGUAGUCGGCGGCUCUCAUGAUAAAAGCAGUUCAAUGCAGCUGGAUCCAUUAACUGAUGUUUCACCAUCCACAGCACCAUUGGAUUCACAAAUGUCUGAAAAGAUCUCAGGACCUGAGGAAGUCAUUGCCGUAACAAAUCAGCUGUCAAACUUGUGUGCUGAAACAAAACCGAUUGUCUGUGAAAGUGAGACGGUCUGCAGUGCAGUUGAUAAAGGUUGCCCAUCAAACCAAGCCCGAAGUGACACAGACUGUUGUCUCCCCGAGCUAUCAGGGCCUGAAACCAGGUCUGUUUAUGAGGUAGAUGGUGACCCUUUGGCUUUGGAACAGAAAGAUGGAACGCUGGGACCGAAUCUGUGUAUCUCAGAAGUGACUGAACCCCAGACAUCAGAUAAACAUAUAGACGGCCAAAAAUGUGGUACAAAAGAGUGCAGAGAAAUCAAAGACGAGUCUGUUGCACCUGAAUUUCUCCAGAGUCGUUCGCAAACAGAAGAUCAAGCAAGUAUGGAGAGACUUCCAGGAAACAAAAUGAGCGACGUACCACAUGUGACUGAGAAUGGGAUUGUACACCAACCGAAUCCAUGCCAAGAGACCACACAACAGGAACCAGAUGCAUUAACAGGUACCCAAACAUUAUUAGAGGAUCACAACUCACCACCCGAAUUUAUCUCCACACAUUCACAAGCGGUUGGCUCACCCGGAGCAAACUUUGAUGAAGUGGAUGUGGUGGAAUCGAAACAUUUGCCUCUUAUCGCCAGCACUAUGGAGUCUGCAGAUCACAACUCGCCACCCGAAUUGAUCUCCACACAUUUGCAUACAGUUGGUUCAGCCGAAGCAAACCUCGAUGAAGUGAACAUGGUGAAAACGAAACAGGUGCCUCUUAUUGCUGGCACCAUGGAGCCCAUUUUGCCAACUGCAUCACCGUCAAUGGAGACGGUGGCCAUAUCAAAAAAUAAAGAUCAAAAGCAUGAUCCAGUUGAAUCAGUUUCCCUACUUUCCAACAUCACAAACCCAAGCCAAGAUCAUUCCUCUCCUGAUGGGUUUCACAAGGCAAAAGACCAAUCAGAUGUUGACCACAAAUGCAUGUCAGUGGCAAGCACUUCAAACAAUACAGUAUGUAAGAGAUAUCGAUCAUGCUUUGCAUGGAACAGCUUUAUAAAAGACAAAAUGAACACGCAACCAAAAUGUGCAGAAAGUAAAGUUGAUCAUUCAGUGCAAGGCACCAGAAACAGCAAACUAGGAUUGGCCCCAACACCUUUAAAAUCACAGCACAGGUCCUCGGGAUUUCACGGUUUGGAGUUUGUUUCACCUUUUUCUGCUCCACGCUUUACAAAAAAUAAAGCUGUGAUGAGGACUCCAGACAGGUUAGACGCUCCGACAAAGCGUCCGCACCAAAAAAGCGACUUUCGAGGAGAAUGGAAUGCAAUCAAGCAGUCUUUUUCCGAGAUGCUUGCAGAGAAGGACAAUCGAGUUUUUAUCUCCUACAGUUCGACUAUGGGUGGCAACCCAGGCUCUUCUUCUGUGGGUAAUGGGCUGCGACAGGACGGCACUCCUACCGUUUCUCCUCCCAAACUUCAGAGCCUGGAGACGGAUCUUCAGCCUGAGGUUGAAGGGGGUACAGCAAAUUACAAAGGCAAAGAGGAACAAAAUCAAUCGGACACAGUGGCCCAAAUUGCGAAUAUCGAAGAACGGAUGAACUCGACGGAAGGUUUAACACCUCAGAAAAUACGUAAAAUUGAAUAAAAUGUAUUCAUAAUUAUUACUUUGCAAUGGCAUGCGUUGCAUGCUUUAGUUAGUGCAUAUAUGCUUAUUUAUUUACACUCCAUGUGAUUAGAUACUGCGGUAUAAAUGAGGUUAAUGUUAAUUGUUAACUACAUUUUUAAAUAAAUGUUUACAGUCUUAACUUAAUUUUUUUAUUCGCUUCCUUAAAGGGUCAGGCGUUAUAUGUGCAUCUGUUGGUGCACGCAUCACGUCGCAACCUAUUGCUAAACAUGGAAAGUGCUAGACAUAAAACCUGUUAAUUGCUCUGUACAAGCUAAUUAACACUCAUUACUCCCAGACCUGUCGUUCUUUGGAGGGCAUUUAAUGGCCAAACAUUUACAAUGUACAUCGGUACACAAACUGUGGCCAACUAUAACUUGGGGUAAUUAAAAUGCACAAGUAAAAAAAUCAAUUAGCGCAUAUUAAGCCAAAUUAACAAAUGCAAAUGAAUCUCCCAUUAAGUUUAUGUCCUCCGUAAAUAGGCUGUGGGGACCAUGUGGGCACAUGUUAGGCCGACACACGUGACAAAAUAAUAUGUCGCAUAUGGUGACACUGGUCAUGGAGAACAAGUGCGAGUUGGGCUGCAACUGAGAUAUGGUUUUUAUAGUUAAUGCGUAAAAUUUGGGCUUCAGAAAGAAAUUAAACUAAACUUGAAAGUGGAUGCUUUCAUUUUUUAAUAAAAUCUUUCAUGCAUUAAACUCAUUAAACUACGUCGUGUGCUAAUGCUACUUAACUGAAGGUAGCUGGUCCAUUAUUUUUUUAAUAAGCUAUAUUUUGAAGGCUAUAAACAAGUUGAGUUUCUAUCUCGAAUUACAGCCUCACAAAAACACUUUCUCUUCAAAAGUACUAAAAUCAGCCAGCAGAAAGGAAAUGCACAACUCCCGAUGAUAGCACAAGGUCCCUCUGAGGUUCACCUUAAUACACUUACUCAUUAUUAAUAUGUCAAAAUGUUAAUGUCCUCGUAAAAGAAAUCUUAUGCGAUCCAGCCACUGUGCCAGCAGUACUGACCCUUAUCC
Molecule: messenger RNA, 4359 nt
Organism: Paramisgurnus dabryanus
Lineage: Eukaryota; Metazoa; Chordata; Actinopteri; Cypriniformes; Cobitidae
Source: RefSeq, a predicted model, not a curated record